Medicago truncatula (barrel medic) is the source of this 721-nucleotide messenger RNA. RefSeq names its product cysteine proteinase inhibitor 5. The coding region runs from base 206 to 559 and encodes 117 amino acids. The record is from RefSeq and is a predicted model, not a curated record. The transcript has a single exon. Gene Ontology annotation, molecular function: cysteine-type endopeptidase inhibitor activity. NCBI's taxonomy places the organism in Eukaryota, Viridiplantae, Streptophyta, Magnoliopsida, Fabales, Fabaceae.
AGAAAUUAGCACGAAAACGCGUGAUUAUUCCAAACUAAUAUCCAGGGGCAAAUCCGUAAAACCCGACACGUACCUAUCAAAUCUAAGAAGCCCCAUAACUCACGCCUUAUAAAUAGCCACAACCAUAUCAUCUUAGAAAAUAAUUAGAAAUUCAUAAGCAAAUCUUGUAUUGAAAAAACAAAUCAAUUUUUUACUUUUCUUAGCGAUGAAACUUUACAACGUUGCAAUCUUCGUUCUUUUUCUAUCUGUUGUGUCGGUCUUUACCGUUUCCGAUGGUAAGGAUGCUCUUGUCGGUGGGUGGACCCCAAUCAAGAACGUGAAAGACCCACAGGUGGUUGAGAUCGCGAAAUUCGCAGUGACAGAGUACGGUAAACAAUCUGGUUCGAAACUGAGUUUCGUGAAAGUGAUCAAAGGUGAGACACAAGUGGUUUCUGGUACGAAUUAUCGUCUUGUGUUGGCUGCGAAAGUUGUUUCUGCGACGAAGAAUUAUGAAGCACUUGUUUGGGAGAAACCUUGGCUUCAUUUGAAGAAUCUUACUUCCUUUAAACCUGUUGCUUGAUUAUGUGAUGUUGUUUCUUCUAUUAUAUUAUUGUAAAAUUAUUAUGAAUUGUACUGUGUAUCUAAUAUCUAAUAUUUAUGUUUAUAAUAAGGUUUUGAUUUAGCAAGAUGAGGCUAAAUCUACGAUUAUGUAUAUGUUUGUGUGUUGAGUUCUAUUUUCUGA